Molecule: messenger RNA, 1518 nt
Organism: Corticium candelabrum
Lineage: Eukaryota; Metazoa; Porifera; Homoscleromorpha; Homosclerophorida; Plakinidae
Exons: 1
Coding region: 15-1271 (418 amino acids)
Source: RefSeq, a predicted model, not a curated record
ACCGUUGGGUGAAGAUGCGUGUGGAGUCGACCGUCCGUCUCGUGACCGCGCUUGUCGUCGUCGUCGCCGUGCGCCGUCCGUCGUCCGUCGACGCGGCGCCGACGUUUCGUCGUUCGACGUUCUCGAUCAGCUACUUGCUCAAUCUCGGAAAUGGUGUGCAAGAGAAGAAAACGCCCGUCGUGCAAUCGCCAGUGACCGUGCUUCCUGCAAAGUACAUCUUACCUGAUCAACUUACAGACGCCCUGAUCAUCAUCCUCGGGCACGUGCGAGAAGCCAAUGAGACGGCGAAGAGGCACGCGACCGAAGCCAUGUCGUUCAUUGGCGUGAUGAACAGUCCCAUACAGUUGGAACGGUCGGCGACGGAGCUUAUGCGAGAGCUCCGUCACGCGUGGAAGGGCCUGAGACGACAUGCGUCGGUCGAGGCGGUCCAAGCUGUAACGGACGAAUACGAGACGUGGUUCAAGCUUCUCUCACAGAUCGUUCGCAAACUCAAACGUGCCCGUCCGGCACCGGCUGCCGCCUGGCUUCGUUCCGUCCAUCUCAACUAUACGAUUCAACAGCACGCAUAUAACCAGUUGAAAUCUCAAGCGAUCAAGUUGGUGUGGAAAGCGUCAUUGAAUCGACACAACGACACCGCAUAUGUCGGCGCCGUCGCCAACGCGAUGCGUUCGCUGUCGACCGACUGUCAACGCAUAGCGCCGCAAAUCGAAGCGACGUGGUCUUCUAGCCGGAGAGCGUUAGCCGAGCUGUCGAAACCGGCGCUCAACUUGGAUAUCACGAUGAGAUCGAAUUCGGAUCGAGCCCGCGUGUUGGUCCAGCAGAUGCGUCAGACGUUGCUCAAACCGAUGGCGCGAGAUCUCCGCACUCUGGGCAACAAAGUCGAGCAGAACGGUUCGCUAUACGUCACAAUCGCAUCCAAUAUCAUCGGAGACUGGAAGACGGCCGUCAACGACUCGCACCAUCGCGGUUUCCUUCUCGAUCAGACGCCCAAGCAGCUCGGAGAGUUGAACACGCUCAUGCGAAAUCUUAAGAAGAUCGUCGUGAAUCUUGCCGGUGAUACAGUCAAGCUGAGACAAGUGGUUAUGGAUCUGCUCGGGUACAACAAGAACAAGAACUCGUCGAAAUCGCCGCCGCCGGUUCUGACGGAGAUCGACGGACUGACGUCGGCGCUGAAGUUUUUCGACUCGGCUCCGAGCAUCGCGGACGGGGAGAAGAUGGUGAGCGAUCUGCUCAAACGAUUGAGACGUCUCAUCAAGGCGAUACCGAGCUAGAAGUCGGAGAGUAAGCUAGAUACGAUUUCUCUACACGUGGCCGUCGGUCGGUCGUAUAUAAGACAUGUAUGUAUACAAGGACACGCGCAUGAUAGCUUUACAGCGUCUAUAGUUACAGCAGUGUUGCCAUUGAGUGGUGGCAGUGUGUAUGGAAUGUCAGCAGACAAACUGCUAGGCGACAUCGCGCUAUAUAAUACUGUAUACCGUACUUAUAGCUAUUAUUAUAUAUCAUGAAACUCGAUACUCA